This is a messenger RNA of Onychostoma macrolepis, 2408 nucleotides long. Its product is annotated as cytochrome P450 2J4. NCBI's taxonomy places the organism in Eukaryota, Metazoa, Chordata, Actinopteri, Cypriniformes, Cyprinidae. Bases 239 to 1732 code for a protein of 497 amino acids. Gene Ontology annotation, cellular component: cytoplasm; intracellular membrane-bounded organelle. The transcript has 10 exons. Gene Ontology annotation, molecular function: heme binding; iron ion binding; oxidoreductase activity, acting on paired donors, with incorporation or reduction of molecular oxygen, reduced flavin or flavoprotein as one donor, and incorporation of one atom of oxygen. The record is from RefSeq and is a predicted model, not a curated record. Gene Ontology annotation, biological process: xenobiotic metabolic process.
UUAACGCAACCUCACCUCGGACGUCAUAGAUCACGUUUACACCAAGAACGAAUCAAGUACCGAAGCGAAUUGGAAGCAAAGUGAAUUGUGUUGUUUUGAGAAGCUUCUGUAUUAAUCUAACUAGUUAUCAGACAUUGCAGACCAUCUACAGUAGGCUACAUAUAUAUAGUAAAUGGUCGUGUUUUCUUCAGGUUUGCUGAUGAAAUUAGGAAACAAACUGGUCUGAACACUGGUAAACAUGGCGUCAGUGCUGUCACAGCUGAUGGGUCCGUGGAUGGAUGUUCAGGGUCUCCUGAUAUUUCUGUGUGUGCUGCUGCUGGUGAAACACCUGCGUGAUGUUCUUACAAACAACAUGCCGCCAGGACCCUUCCCUCUGCCUUUGGUUGGAAAUGUACUGAAUAUAGGCUUUAGUGAUCCAAUGGAGGUUUUUCCGAAGAUUGCUGAGAGGUAUGGAGAUGUGAGCACACUGUAUCUGGGAAGCAAACCUUGCAUACUGCUUACUGGAUACGAGAGCUUCAAAGAGGCGUUUGUGGAGCAGGCGGACAUCUUCACAGACCGGCCGUACUUCCCUGUGAAUGACAAGAUCAGUAAAGGGCAAGGUCUGAUCUUCUCCAGUGGACACAUGUGGCGUCAUCAGAGGCGCUUUGCUCUGGCAACGCUGAAGUAUUUCGGUGUGGGCAAGAAAACUCUAGAAAACUCCAUCCUGCAGGAGUGUAGCUUUGUCUGUAGUUUUUUGCAAACCAAACAAGGUUUGCCAUUCAACCCUCAUCACCUCUUGACCUACGCAGUGGGCAAUAUAAUAUGCAGCCUGGUUUUUGGCUACAAGUUUGAGUAUGACAACCAUCAUUUUCAUGAGCUGCUGCAGUAUUCAGAUGAAACCUUUAAGCUGCCCAUCAAUGUCUGGGGCCGGUUGUAUAACACGUUUCCCGCUUUGAUGUCCCUGCUGCCAGGAAAGCACCAGACUGCAUUUGCCAACCUUUCCAAACUUAAGCUCUUUUUUAAGGAGGAAAUCAGAAAGCACAAAGAGGACAGAAACCCAACUAGUCCUAGAGACUACAUUGACUGUUAUCUGGAUGAAAUUGAGAAGUGUAAGGACAAUGAGGCGGAAUUCACAGAGGAAAACCUGAUACACUGUGUGUUGGAUCUGUUUGGAGCAGGAACGGAAAGCACUGCUAAAUCAAUGAGCUGGGCUUUACUCUACAUGGCCAAGUAUCCAGAAGUGCAAGAGAAAGUCCAUUCUGAGAUUGAUCAGGUGAUUGGACAGAGACGUCAGCCGUUGAUGGAAGACAGGGCGCAUCUGCCGUACACCUACGCUGUGAUGCAUGAGAUUCUGAGGUUCGCAAAUGUUCUUGCCUUCAUUCCACCGAGAGUUGCCAGCAAAGACACCACAGUAGCAGGAUGUCUCAUACCAAAGGGUGUGAUGGUGCUGCCAAUGUUGAAGCCAAUUCUAGAGGACAAGAAUGAAUAUCGCAAUCCAUAUGAAUUCAAUCCUGCUCACUUUCUGGAUGAAAAUGGCAAAUUUCUGAAGAGAGAAAAUUUCAUUCCCUUUUCAAUAGGUAAGAGGAUGUGUCCAGGUGAGCAGCUCGCUCGUAUGGAGCUCUUCCUCUUCUUUGUCUCUCUGAUGCAGAAUUUUACCUUCCUGCCACCUGAGGGAGAAACACUGAGUCUCAAAAGGACAGUUGCCAUCGCUUCUGCUCCUGAACCCUUCCACAUUUGUGCUGUACCUCGAUAGUGCCACACGAUUGCAACAUAUAAAAUAAAAGAAUACGCUCAGUGAAGCUCACUGUGAAGCACAAAUAAGCAUUUGUUUCUAUUUGGUAACAUAAAACACACAUAGUAGUAAAGUUAUGAAAAUGGUAUUUUAUUUUCAUUUAAUACACAAAGUUUAUUUUUUUUGCCCAUGUUUGAUCAUAUAUCCUACAUAAUUUAUUUGGAUAAUGUUAGCUGUCUCAAAUUGAAGACAGAGCAUCUUGAUAGGCAUCCAAAAGUAGCUAUAUAUUCUGAUGCGUUAUAAUUCACAUGAUGAUUUACCUGUAAAAGCAUGAAUUGGACUUGUAUUUUCUGCAGUUCUUGGCUUCACAGCUCAGAAUAGUUGUUUGUGAAGUGUUUGAGUCUUUUUAUGUUUUUAUGGUGCUUUGUCAUGAUAUCAUUUCCCUGUAACUGCUGAGUCAUUGGUCACAUGGCAUUUACGGUGCAGGUAAUUGGUUAAAUUUCUGGCCAGUUGCCAUCUAAAUGAGUCGGUCAAUUUCUGCAUUAGGGCAGUUGAAUAUCUUUUUUAUAUUUAACAACCACUGUUGGACUUUUUUUUUUUUUUUUUUAACUCUUUUAUCCAAAGCGAUUCAUUCAUAUGCUUACACAGCUGCUAUUAUUUCGCAUAUGCUGCACUCUGCAGUUGUCUCGGGUAAUAA